UGCAAGUGAAUACAGUCCUGUAUUGUAUUUUUGCAUUCACAGCGAUUCACAGAUGAUUGCGCGCGUUUUCAAGUAGUAGAAGAUGCUGGACGAUGUAUCCCGAUGCACCGGAUCUUCCUUACGUUCUGUCGGAACGUGAGGAAAUUAAUUCGAUUUUGUAUAAACCGAUCAACUCGACGCAACGAAUAAAGUACACAUGCUUCAAUGCUUCAUCAAGUUAUAUUAUAUUGGGCUCGACCAGUGGUAGUGUUUACGUGUUCUCUAGAGAACCAUGUUCAUUUUUACAAAUAAUACCCUUAUCGGAAGGUGUGGUUUCGCGUGUAGCGAUAUCACCUGAUGAAAAGGCUGUAGCAUUAGCAACAACUCGUGGUACGGUCUGUGUAGUAUCUCUGAAAUCUACUCCUCAACUGAUAGCUAUAUCUAUGGAACAUAUGUACGAACAAAUUACUUGUCUCUGUUGGAAUAAUAAUAGCACCGAUAUAUAUGUAGGAGAUGCAGCUGGCAGAGUUUCCGUCAUGAUAUUAUCUAUAUUUGGGGUCAAUGGAAUGUUUCAAACCCCGUCCUGCACACUGAUGAACUUGGAUUCUAGCAUUGUGCAGUUGAACUUCUUCUCGCCUCUGCUCUUAGUCUCUACAUUGACGCGAUGUUACAUCUGCGACACAGUUCAAGAGCAAUAUAAACAGAUUGGCAACAAGCCGCGGAAUGGCGAGUUUGGCGCGUGCUUUUACAAGGUGCACGAGAACACCGCCUUGAAUCUGCAAAAGGAAGAGAGGAACCUCAAUAAUACUCGUGGCGCGUUCAACUUGAUCUCCGAUAACGACAGCAACAUCCUGGGCGAGGAGAAUCACGCGAAGAUCUUUUGUGCUCGACCUAGCUCGAGAUUGUGGGAAGUAUCGGCUGAUGGGAUUGUCGCAAAAACACAUCAGUUCAAAGAAGCUCUGGCCAUUCCUCCAAUAGCAAUAUUUCGAUCAAAUGGUACUCUAGAAUCUAGUCAAAAGGAAGGGACAGAGUGCGAGUGGACGCCGCAAUCCAUCAACUUCUCGCAUUUGCUCGUGAUUGCGCGCAGAUAUUUAUUUUCCUACACGAAUAGCGGUGUGUAUAUUAUUGAUCCCAUCAGCGCGACCGUGUUACUGUGGAACAACGAGUACACAAACAUCGCCAUGACCGCGGUCGUGGACGAUCAAAUCUACCUGAUGACCUGUGAUAACGAGUUUCAUUGUUUAGCGUUAUCAUCGCUCGAUAGCCUGAUAUUGCGGCUGCAUCGUCACGAGCGAUAUAGCGAGUGUUUAAACGCGUGCUUUGUAUAUAAAUCGCUAUUAUUAAAAGCCAUCGAUACUAAGGAAAUCGUCGAGCUGUUUGAAGUGGAAGAUCUGCCGCGAGUAUCGCGAGACGAGGAAGCGCUAGCGUUGCUGCGGCCGUUAAUAACGUUUUUGCAAGUCGGUAGUAAAAAUAAACUAUCUAAACUGGACUCCGGAAUCGUAGUCGUGCAUUCUGAGAACGACGGGUUCACGAAUAGAAGAACGUAUGGCUGUGAAACAAUGUCCGCACUGCAGUCUCCCGAAACCUCCAGCGAAGAUUCAUCCGAUAUGCAAAUAAUAUCCGGGAAGGAUCGAGACAAAAAUCUUGCACGAGAAGAUACACUUGAAACGACUUCAGUGGAUGUACUCGAUUUAGACGAAAAAGCGUUGGGAAACGUCAAAGACGAUAAUCGCGAAGAUCUUGAUCCACAACAAAAUGUAAUGCACAGGGUGCAAUCCGAUUUGCAGCCGAUCUACGAUCUGGCAAACAGCGUCAGACCUAGCAUAUCGGAAAGAGAAAUCGAGGAGAUCAUUUCAGAGACGGACAAGUUGAUGAGAACUAUUAAGGAAUCCUAUAAAAACUUGCCUGGGCUUCAGAGUUUCAUUUAUGAAAUUACUCGCGCCGCCGAAUUGCACUAUUAUAAUACGUUCUUGGAAAACGCUUCCGUUCAAUUGCUCGAUUCCAUCAGCAACGAUUUAAUUGUGCGACAAUUCGUACGGGCCUUCAUUCAGAUUAAUUCACCAGCCUACGCCAGAUGUAGUUGCGGUUAUCCCUAUCCGAUGGAUAAGCCAGUAGAGCCGAAAUUCCUGGCGAUCGGCGAAUCCUUAAUCAAGAGAUACGCGGACAUUGAUCUGCCGAAAGAAUGUAGCAAUAUCUGCGACCAGGUACCUUACAUGUGGCGCGAAUACCUGGCCGUCCGCAUCGAGCGCCAUAAUACGUUAGACGACGUAUUGAGACAGUGCCUUCAGACAAGAGAUAAAGUUGUGUUAUCAUUCCUUUUGCCGGCAUUGAAUGAGCAACAGUGGAAUUGCGUCAGUAUGUGCCUGAGCGAGAUCGAGGAAGGCACUUGCCUGUUUUGCGCAAUGCCCUUGACUGAUAAACCCAAUUACAAUGUACUUAUAGAUUGGAGCGGUAUCGCUGGGGAAAUUAUGAAGAGAAAGGGACCAGACGAGGCCAUGGCAUUCUUGAUUAAGCUAGAAAGCAUGAUGCCGAAUGUUAAUUUCGACAGAAGUAUAUUCCAGUCUAUCAUAUUUACAAAAAUACUGCAUCACCGUGGUCUGAAGAAGUCGAUCGAUUUCAAUAAAACUAAUCAAUUAUCAUCGGAAUUCGGUACAAUGUGCUCGUCACAGGUGCGCGAUCAACUGGCGAAAUCCCUCGAGAAAGAUUUAAAGCGACCGAUAAAUAAAAACAUGUUCGGAACGGGCGCUCAUCAUUGGGGUAUGCGUCAUCAAACUAAAUCAUCGACAUGCCCGUGUUGCACAUUAUCUUUACAGACGCCGAUUUUACUAGGUAAUAACGGAAUCGCGAUCUUUCGUUGCGGUCACGCCUACCAUGUAAAUUGUAUGAUAGAGAGAAAGCUCACUAGAUGUAAUCUUCAUUAGCAAAUAUUGUAAAUACGAAUCAAAUAAAAAAAAAAGAGUUACACACGCAUUGUACAUGUCCCUUAAAUUAAAUUUCUCUUCAUAUAC
This is a messenger RNA of Formica exsecta, 2987 nucleotides long. RefSeq names its product Hermansky-Pudlak syndrome 5 protein homolog (gene pink). Bases 93 to 2900 code for a protein of 935 amino acids. The transcript is spliced from 6 exons. Gene Ontology annotation, biological process: developmental pigmentation. The record is from RefSeq and is a predicted model, not a curated record. Gene Ontology annotation, molecular function: protein binding. Lineage: Eukaryota; Metazoa; Arthropoda; Insecta; Hymenoptera; Formicidae. Gene Ontology annotation, cellular component: cytoplasm.